AUGGCAACGAAGAAGGAUUCUCUCGAAUCUCCCCAAGCUGCCGCUUCCACCUAUCUUGCUCAUCAUCACGAAUUCGAACAAAAGAAACAACGAACUAAAUUGAGAGAUGAAGAAGAUUCUCCAAUCAUCGUCUGCACUACAAAGUCAAGUCAGGCGCCAGAGUCUUCUGCUUUUUCUGUUGUUGGGAUUCAAGACUCUCCGCAGCAAGCACAAGCAUCAAGCCCCACCACAAUGCCACGAAAUAAUUCAUCCUCCAAUCAACUCAAUGUCAAAUAUUUGACACAUUUGAAUACAAAGGAUUGGCAAGUGGAUUUUAAUAAGUUCGCAGUGGUUGAUACUUCGAAUAUCCAAAACAAGGAAUUGGUGGAAUUUUAUGAGAAACAAAAUGAAAUGGUUGAUGAAUAUGCAAAACUUUACAAAACAAAAUUAGAGAGUAGAAUGGAACAAAGCGAUGAGGAGAGUCAAAAUGAAGCAAAAACUUUUAAAAUUUCGAGUGAGGGAGACGAUUCCAUCAAGAAACGAAAUCCUCCACAACAAUUUGGAAAUGAAGAUCACAUGUUUGAAACAGAAGAAACAGUGUCACCUGCCAUGAAAAAAUUAGAAACUAUUUGCAUUCACAUGUCGUUUUGGGUGAAUGUGUGUUUGUUUUUGUUGAAAUGUUCGGCCAGUUUGUUGAGCGUUUCAUUGAGUGUCAUUACUUCUGCUAUUGAUUCUGCUUUGGAUUUGUUGAGUGGAUUAAUUAUUUAUAUCACUUCAAUUAUUCGAAAGAAGAAGAAUAAUAUUUAUCAGUAUCCAAUUGGAAGAAAUCGUUUGGAACCUCUUGGAUUUGUGAUUUUUGCGACAUGCAUGUGCACAGCAUCGUUACAAAUUAUUAAGGAAGGUUUGACACAAAUUGUGACUGGACUCAUUACAGGAGAACCCUAUCUCGUUCGUGACGACACUUCAGGAAAUUCCAAUGUUGAAUGGAUGUUCGGUAUUAUGAUUUCACAACGCGUCUCCACAAUCUUCUAUUACUAUGGUUUGGGAGUUUUGCUAUUGACCAUUACUGUUAAAUUUAUUCUCUUUUUAAUUUGUCGACAAGUGAAACACUCUCCUAGUGUGAUUGCCUACGCCUUUGAUCAUAGAAAUGAUGUCUUGUCGAACACUGUUCUCGUAAUUUCCGUGUUUCUAAGUAAGAUGUUGUGGUGGUUUGAUUCUUUGGGUGCCACCAUUUUGAGUAUUUACAUUAUUAAGAGUUGGAUUGAAGAAUCGAUGGAACACAUCACCAAACUGGUGGGACUCGCCGCUGACGCUGAAUAUCAUCAAAAACUCACCUUCCUUGCUCUCAAUCAUAGUCCUCUCAUCACCAAAGUCGACACAGUCCUCGCCUAUUAUAGUGGUUCUAAUAUUAUUGUUGAAAUUGAUGUUGUUCUACCUGAAAACACCCCUUUAAAGGAAAGUCACGACGUUGGAGAAUCGUUGCAAAAGAAAAUUGAAUCUUUACCUGAUGUGGAGCGUUGUUAUGUACACAUAGAUUAUGAACAUGAACAUACGAAAGAAUUUGAACAUGUCAUUAAGGAUGAAUAA
Messenger RNA from Naegleria fowleri, 1566 nucleotides. RefSeq lists its product as uncharacterized. The coding region runs from base 1 to 1566 and encodes 521 amino acids. Gene Ontology annotation, biological process: monoatomic cation transport; transmembrane transport. The transcript has 3 exons. Gene Ontology annotation, cellular component: membrane. Lineage: Eukaryota; Heterolobosea; Eutetramitea; Acrasida; Naegleriidae. Gene Ontology annotation, molecular function: monoatomic cation transmembrane transporter activity. The record is from RefSeq and is a predicted model, not a curated record.